GGUGGUUGGCAACUAUUUAGCUCAUUACCUGUGUUAUUUUAUACAAGAAAAAUUAUUCUUUUAAAAUUAUUAAAAAAACUUAAAUAAGUUUUAAAACUAAGAUAUUAUUAAUUUAAAUGCAUGAAAAUUUAAAAUUUUUAAAAUGUAUAUACCAUCUGUAUCAACAAUUUUAGGAGCAAUAUUUCUUAUUUAUAUUGGUAAUUCGAUGUGGAUUAUGUCUCAAUUAUUUGUUAACAUACAGUGUUCUAGUGAACCCUGUUACAAAUCGUUUUUAGAUACAAAACCAAAACUUCAAUUAGCAUUAUUCGCUUCAACUUCUAUUAAUCCUUUAUCUAGUGAAGUUCAAAAAGUUGCAGCAAUCCCUAAUUUUAAUUACGAAAAGGAUUAUUUUGAAAAUUAUGAUGUAGACAUCCCAUUAAAAACUCGCCGAAAUGGAACAAUGUUUUUGCAUGUAGUAUUAGCACUUCAAGGAGAAUCAUUAGAUUGGCGAUCUUUGCAAAGAGAUGGUCCAACCGUAAUUCAAAGAGUUAAGCUGACUGAAUAUAUGAUACCAAAAGCAACAACAUUUAACUUAUUAGGAGAGAAAAAGUCUGAUCCGAAUGAUAAAAAGCAAGCUGUAGAAAAUAUAAAACCAGUGACACAUUUUCAAACGCAAGUAAAUGUCGUUAUACUGACUGAUAAUAUUUCAAUGUCUAAACAAGAUAUUCCACCAGAAUUAGCCCGUCUUUUAAGGAUCAAUCGUAAAAACGAAUUUCUUCCAAUUUUAUAUUCCGAUUUUUUUAGAUCCAGGAUGAAAAAUCUGGUUCAAAUAACUAAAAAUGAUACCGAAAUGCAACUGCAGUUUCAUUAUAACCCAAUUGGGAUUGGAAAAUUUCGUUUAAUGUUACAAAUUGAAUAUGCUACAAAAUCAAUGGAAUUAUUAGGAUUUUCAAAAAAGGAUGUUGAUGAAAUUAAAGGAAUAUUUUCUGAUACGAAUGUGUAUUUAUUAUGUGGAACAGUUCUUAUUGGUGGAGUUCAUUUAUUAUUUGAUUUUCUUUCAUUCAAAAAUGAUGUAUUGUUUUGGAAACGCAAAAAGAAUUAUGCCGGUUUAUCAAUGAGAACAACAAUUUGGCGUGCAUUUUCACAAUCCAUCAUAUUUUUAUAUUUAAUGGACGAAAAUACGUCAUUGUUGGUACUUAUUCCAGCUGGUAUUGCAGCUAUUAUUGAAAUAUGGAAAUGUAAAAAAAUACUAAAAGUUCAGUUUUCGUUUAGGAGCGGAUUCACUAAAGUUGUAGAAGAAAAAGAAAAAAAUCGAGAUAGUAUUCUAAAAGCUGAGCGAGAAACUCAACAAUUUGAUAAAGAAGCAAUGAAAUAUUUAAGUUACUUAUUGUAUCCGUUAUGCAUUUCAGGCGCAGUUUACUCGUUGAUAUAUCAACCUCAUAAAAGUUGGUAUUCAUGGACCUUGAAUUCUUUAGUUAAUGGUGUAUACGCGUUCGGUUUUCUAUUUAUGUUACCACAGCUAUUCGUUAAUUACAAAUUAAAGUCUGUUGCUGCAUUACCUUGGAGAGCAUUCAUGUACAAAGCAUUUAACACGUUUAUCGAUGACAUAUUUGCAUUUAUUAUAACAAUGCCAACAACUCAUAGAGUUGCCUGUUUUAGGGAUGAUAUUGUUUUUAUCAUAUAUUUAUAUCAAAGGUGGUUAUAUCCAGUUGACAAUAAACGAAUCGACACAGGCGAUACUGUUGUAGAACCCGAUCCAAUAGUAGAGAGUAUGCUAAAAAGCAGAAAUUUUAAUUUAGAUCAAAAAAUUGAAGAUAAGAAAAAGAAAUAAAGCGUUUAAAAUAAAAUUUUUCUUACAAUUCAUAGACGUACAUUUUAUGUUAAAAACCGAAUGUAUUAGUUAUGUGUUCGGAUAAUAACUAGCUUUAAUCGAAUUUAAUUGAGUUUCAAAAUGUUUUGACUAAACCCAGAAACCCUUAAAAAUACAGAAACCAGCUGUCAAUUUUGAUAAACACGUACUUUAACAAAUCAAAUUGUAUUUAAUCCGUCUCAAAAUAUGUUUUAAGUUUGUAAUUAUAAGUCCGACUAAAAUUCUAGAAACGCAUAAAUUAUUUUUAAUGUGCAAAGACAAAUGUGAUUUAACAAACAUAAUGAUUUUUAGUUUAAAUUUUUUUCUAUUAUGUUAUAAAAUUUUAUCGUUAUUUUAAACAUUUGUUUCAUUUUAAUUUUUUGAAUUUAAACUACCUACCUUAAGUUAAAUUUUAGAUUUUAGGAAGAUGAGUUAAGAAUAGCAUUUGAUUAAGAACGGACACUUUAUAGCGUAUUUAAAAUUAGU
Condylostylus longicornis is the source of this 2314-nucleotide messenger RNA. Its product is annotated as lipid scramblase CLPTM1L. Gene Ontology annotation, cellular component: endomembrane system; membrane. Bases 143 to 1810 code for a protein of 555 amino acids. Lineage: Eukaryota; Metazoa; Arthropoda; Insecta; Diptera; Dolichopodidae. The transcript is spliced from 4 exons. The record is from RefSeq and is a predicted model, not a curated record.